AUGUCCCAAGUUAGUAGUGAGUUUAUCUUCUUCAAGGUCAAGUGCGAUGUCGAACCGGAGGAUCCUGGCAGUGACUUGGGCGUCGGCCUAAUGAGGGUCUUCCUCGCCACCAAGCAACAGAGCGGCCACCAUAAUUCAGCCUGGGGUCGUGCGGUGGAAGAUCCGAAUAUGAUCGUGUGGGCGAUCGACUGGACUGACGCCCGGUGCUCAAUAACCGCGUCGCUUUUGAAGCCCUUCCUCGCCGAAGACGACGAGCGCAUAACUGCAAUCUACGCAACUCUGAGCCCACCGAGCAGUAGCACCGAUACAUUAACCAAGAACCCGGUGACGGAGCUCUGUUUUCUGCCGUUCCCCAAUGACAUGUCGGCAAAAGAAGCUCGACAGCUGGAUGCCGACUUGAUCAAUUUCCGUACGGCGUUGGUCGUGGAGCUACCACAGGAACAGGGGCCUCGCUCCUGGGCGAUGGGCCAUGUCGACCGGCCGAGUACAGUGGACCACGCACAAAGCCCCAGUGGGCAGGCUCGAGUGCAUUUGCUUGCCGUGGGAUGGGAGAGUGUCCGGGCCCAUUCGAACGCCAAGAAGACCAAAGAGUUUAUCGACAGCAUCAAGCCGAUUCGGGAGAAGCUGCUUGCCCCUCCCGUGCCUGGAUUGGAAAUGAAGCAUGUUAGUUUCCAGAAAAUCUGA
Messenger RNA from Penicillium subrubescens, 684 nucleotides. RefSeq lists its product as uncharacterized. The transcript has 2 exons. The record is from RefSeq and is a predicted model, not a curated record. The coding region runs from base 1 to 684 and encodes 227 amino acids. NCBI's taxonomy places the organism in Eukaryota, Fungi, Ascomycota, Eurotiomycetes, Eurotiales, Aspergillaceae.